Molecule: messenger RNA, 1825 nt
Organism: Lagopus muta (rock ptarmigan)
Lineage: Eukaryota; Metazoa; Chordata; Aves; Galliformes; Phasianidae
Gene: GPR26
Product: G protein-coupled receptor 26
Exons: 3
Coding region: 104-1117 (337 amino acids)
Biological process (GO): adenylate cyclase-activating G protein-coupled receptor signaling pathway
Cellular component (GO): membrane
Molecular function (GO): G protein-coupled receptor activity
Source: RefSeq, a predicted model, not a curated record
GCAUGUGAGAGUGCGAGCAGGCUGGGAAGGAGGGCGAGGGGAGAGCAGCUCGCACCAUGGUCCUCGGACACUCGGAGAUGUCCCUCCUGUGACUGGGUGCACCAUGAGCAUCUGGGAGGUGAUCCUGGCUUUUGUGAUGGUGGUGCUGAUGCUUGUGGCCCUGCUGGCCAACGUGCUGGUGCUGAUGUGCUUCUUGUACAGCGCCGACAUCCGCAAGCAGGUCCCAGGAUUGUUCAUCCUCAACCUCACCUUCUGCAACCUGUUGAUGACCGUCUCCAGCAUGCCCCUGACCUUGGCUGGGAUCAUUUACAAGAGGCAACCGGGAGGAGAUCAGAUCUGCCACGCUGUGGGCUUCCUGGAGACUUUCCUCACCACGAACUCCAUGUUGAGCAUGGCAGCGUUGAGCAUUGACAGGUGGAUUGCCGUGGUCUUCCCUCUAAGUUACCACUCCAAAAUGAGGUACAGAGAUGCUGCUCUCAUCCUGAGCUACACGUGGUUACACUCCGUGUCAUUCCCCAUAGUGGCAGCGUCUCUCUCCUGGGUGGGUUUCCAUCACCUCUAUGCCUCCUGCACCCUGUACAACAAGAGACCAGAGGAUAGGACACAGUUUGUGAUUUUCACUGGGGUCUUUCACACCCUCAGCUUCCUCCUCUCCCUUAUAGUCCUGUGUUUCACUUAUCUCAAAGUGCUGAAGGUGGCACGGUUCCACUGUAAGCGGAUUGACGUGAUCACUAUGCAGACCCUGGUACUGCUUGUGGACAUCCAUCCCAGUGUAAGAGAGCGUUGUCUAGAAGAGCAGAAGAGACGGAGGCAACGAGCAACAAAGAAAAUAAGUACCUUCAUUGGUACCUUUAUACUUUGUUUUGCACCUUAUGUCAUCACAAGACUUGUUGAAUUAUCCUCUUCUAUCCCCAUCAACUCCCACUGGGGAAUUAUCUCCAAGUGCUUAGCUUACAGCAAAGUAGUUUCAGACCCUUUUGUUUACUCUUUGCUACGGAAUCAGUACAAGAAGACAUGGAAGGACAUCAUAAACAAGAUCCUCAAAAGGAGCUCCAUCAACUCGUCUGCCCUCACGAGCGAGUCGCACAAUCGAAAUAUAUUGCAGCUGAAUGAAUGAGGAGCCUUCCUCGUGGGUAUGGGAUCUUCCAGAAGCAUUAAAUGAUAUAUGAGAAACAACAGUAACUGGCCUAUCCCUAGUAGCUAUCCUCAGCUGUCAAGGCUUUGGGAAGUGGUCACAGGGGCUGUGUCCCUUCUACAGCCCACAUACACCCACGGGAGGCUGCUUUGAGCCUCCUCUCUCCAACUGCAGUGUGCUAUUGGUGCAUGGUCCUGCAGACUUCACCAAGACCAAUCUCCCAUUGAUUUCCAUCCGCAGUUACACAUAGAGUGAAAAGCUGCUCCUUGGUGGGAGGGCUCAUGAGAGUAGCAGGAGCAGAAAGGUGAAACAGUGAGAUUACUUUUAAAAAAGCUACACAGAAAUAUAUCUGUGCCAUGUUCUUCACUGGCUGCAGAUCAGGGUCUUUCUGAUGGAUCUGCCAGCUUUACAAAACAACCUCAACCUGAUUGCUUCAGCAGGUACCCUACAGUAAAGAUCUUAAUAGGAAAAUCUGAGUAGCAAAAUCUUUACCUGGGCACUCAUACAGUGACCAGUAUAGCUUUCAAUCUCAUUUGGUACAUAUCAUUUGAACAAUUCUGUAGAACUGAGUGGAAAGAAAAUCUCUUUUGAGUACAUUACAGGCUGGAUUCUGAUGUGUCCUCUAAGUAACUUUCACAGAAUUCUAUUACUUUCCUCUUCAUUAAAUUUUAAAAGACUAAAAAAAAAAAA